AUGUCGGCUUUGAAACGUCUAUUCGGUCUUGAUAAUGCGGAAGACAAUCUACGAAUUAUUAUAACACGUCAUGGAGAACGUGCUGAUCUAGCGUUGGGACCGAGAUGGGCAAGUAAAUUGAAUAAAAAUGGCGCACGUGAUCCUCGGAUAUCGUACCUGACACCACGUGCUGAUUUUCGUGAAUGGAACUAUGAUCCGCCGUUGACAACCGAUGGCGAAAGACAAAGUAUGGCGAUUGGAAGAAAACUGUUAAAUCUUGGCUACGCAAUUGAUUACUGUUAUUCAUCGCCAGCGUAUCGAUCGAUCCAAACAGCUGAUAAGCUCCUUGAAAGUCAAGGAAGAAAAGGUAUAUCAAUCAAUAUCGAACCAGGUCUAUUCGAAUGUCCUUCGUGGUACGCAGGUGCUCCACUGACAUUUAUCCCACCUGAGUACCUGUCUAUGGAUCGACAUUUCAACAUCAAUCCAUAUUACGAACCAAUUUACGAUGGCGUUGAUAUGUCCGAAGAGGAAGGUCGGUAUUACGAUCGGUCGCGUCAACUGAUUGAUGCCAUUAUCAAGUUACAUAAAGGUACAGGUGGAACAGUUCUAUUAUCAGGACAUGCUGGUUCAAUUGAAACUGUGGGACGCGGUAUGCUUCGUCGUCGAGCACGACCCGAACGUCUCCAAUAUGAAGCUGACAAAGUCAAUUACUGCAAUUUCGCCAUUCUUGAACGCGAUGCUUACACUCGUCAAUGGACAGUCCAUUCUCCAAUUACAUUCGAAAAUCCAUUAGGCCGGCAACGUACCAUUCAAAGUUCGAUUCCACUCUAUCGAGCUACAUCAGUACAUUUACCAACUCAUCAUGUCAAAGGUUCCAUGUCAUUCGCUGACUCGCUAAUGAACAACCGAGCGUUGCAGUACUACCGUCGUUAUGGUUAUCGUUAA
Adineta ricciae is the source of this 924-nucleotide messenger RNA. The record is from the annotation of a GenBank genome assembly. Lineage: Eukaryota; Metazoa; Rotifera; Eurotatoria; Adinetida; Adinetidae.